This is a messenger RNA of Orbilia oligospora ATCC 24927, 1083 nucleotides long. RefSeq lists its product as uncharacterized. Bases 1 to 1083 code for a protein of 360 amino acids. The transcript has 2 exons. NCBI's taxonomy places the organism in Eukaryota, Fungi, Ascomycota, Orbiliomycetes, Orbiliales, Orbiliaceae. Gene Ontology annotation, molecular function: hydrolase activity. The record is from RefSeq and is a predicted model, not a curated record.
AUGCCGACCGUGUUCCCGCCUCCUCCUUUGCUGAAGCGGAUUCAGUUCUUCCUAAACCUCCUGUGGAUGAAUAACUUCGUGCGCUUCUACCUCUUCGUCCGUCGUCUCUAUCGCGUCGGAUAUUACAAAGAUGCUCCGACUUUCACAUUGGCCGUCCCUCAACACAAGCUUCCUUCAUACUGGGUUCCAUCUACUGCUGAAGUCUACCUUCCAAAGUCUUAUCCAACUUCUACUUCUUCGUCUACAAUCCUAGCUCCCACGAAUCGAUUUCCUCUAUUUUUCACUAUUCACGGUGGCGGAUUUAAUGUCGGCCACCCAGUCCUAGACUCUGAAUUCAACCGCUACAUCUCCGACGCAGCGUCUUGUAUCGUCGUUGCUUUGGCAUACCGGAAAACGCCAUACAGUCGCUGGCCAAUUCAAGUCCAGGAUCUUACAGCACUCGUUGUUGAGUUACUUAAAGAUGAACGAAUCUCACAUAUCUACGAUCCUUCCAAGGUCGCUGUUGGUGGCUUCAGCGCUGGUGGGAACCUCUCCACAGCUUUAUCAAUCCAGCCAGAACUUAAGGGAAAGAUUCAAACCGUUGUCCCAGUCUACCCGGUACUCGAUUUCACCAUGACUACGCAGGAGAAGCUCGCACUUCGCCCCAAAGAUGCUCCACCAGACGUCCUCCGUAAUAUGGGAGACUUCUUUAGUUUUGGCUACGUUCCCCGGGGUACCGACCGAGAAAACCCAAGCCUAAGUCCGUUGUUCGCCAAAGCUGAGGACUUGCCGGAGAAUAUCUACUUGGUAGGAUGCGAAUACGAUAUGUUGAACAUCGAUUCUAGAAAGUUUUAUGAGAAGUUCGGAAAGGUCAAGAAGAAUUUGGUGUUUGAUGAGGUUAAGGGUGUAAGGCAUGGGUUUACGCACCAGAGCGUGGAGAGGAUGGAUUCAAAGGCGAAUGAGAGGCUCAGCAAGAUUACAUUCGAGCUCUAUGACCGAAUUGCGGUGUGGUUGACGGAUUUGUGGACUGAAAAGAAGGUAAUUUAUGCCCCGUUCGAGGAGACGGGGAAUGGUGAACUAGAAGACGAUAUCGUAAUACUUUAA